AUGGUGUUUAUUCUACAGGAUUUCAUUGAGACUCCCUCUCUGGAAAUCCUUGACCGGUGUCGCAAAGACGACCUUUUGUGCAUUGCGGCUCACUUUGGUGUUUCUGUCCAGAAACAGAGCCUUAAGAGAGAGAUUAAGCGGGUACUCAUUGAGGGGCUGAUCACUCUCGGAAUCCUGUCUCCCAACCCCAGUGACCCGCAUGGUGAAGUGGCUUCGGAGGGGUUUGAGGACGACCAAAAGGAUGUCCUUUCUGAACAGGAUGUGGUGACGGAGGUCACUCCAGUACGAGUAAGGGAGGUGGCGAACCCUCCGGGAACCCUCCCUCGUUUUGAGCCUUUCUCUCCAGAUGCGGGGGUGAGUGGUGUGUCUCCGCCUGGGACCGGACAAGGCCAAGCCAGUUCCACAGCCAAGAUUAAGCUUCGCCUGGCUCGUCUUCAGCUUGAGACAGAGGAGAAGGUGCGUAAGGCAGACUACGAGCUCAAGUUGCAGGGUGGCCCGUCCUAUGACUCCUGGUCCAGACAGGAGUGGAUCCUCGGAAAGGACCAAACUCACAAGGUCUCCCCCACGACAGGAGCGGGCAUCGACUUCAUAUUGGGCAACGAUUUAGCAGGCAGUAAAGUGGUCCCUGUUCCACAGUUGGUUGAGCGCACUGAGCAGAGCACUGAGCUUGAGUCCCCAAACGUAUUUCCAGCAUGCGCUGUGACCAGGUCCCAAUCUAAGAACACUGUUGACCUGUCCGACAGUUUCAUGGCUACUGAAGAGUUUUUCCAAGCGAAACCAGAUGUCACAUCAAGGACUCCAGCUGCUCUGGAUGCGAUCCCGCUACCAGCCACAAGAGCGGCGUUCAUCACAGCCCAGAAAGGUGACUCGUCACUUUCAAAAUGUUUCUCUGUUGUUGAACAGGAAGGGAGCAGAGCCAACAAAGUGGGAUACCUUAUGGACGAGGGACUACUCAUGCGCCGCUGGAGCAGCGAUGUCACCAGCACGGGGGAUGAAAAAGUUCUGUAUCAAGUUGUGGUGCCCAAAGUCUAUCGUGCCCAGGUACUGUCCUUAGCCCAUGACAAUCCGUGGGGUGAGUACGGAGUCAGAGGAUGGCCUGCUCAUGAAAAGCGCUACACCCCAGGGGGCUAG
Molecule: messenger RNA, 1131 nt
Organism: Knipowitschia caucasica
Lineage: Eukaryota; Metazoa; Chordata; Actinopteri; Gobiiformes; Gobiidae
Source: the annotation of a GenBank genome assembly